GAAAGUGAAUUAGAGUUCGUCGGCGAUUAAGGGGGGAAAAAAAGAGAACUCUCAAAUUAGGGUUUCCAUUUCAAUGUAUGAUUUUCAGCGUGAGGAGUUUUCAUUGAUACAAGAGGCCUCGAUUAUCUUCUUAAUGUCGUCGAAGGCUUUCACAAGCUCCAUUGGACGCAGGUAUGCCGGGGUAAGUGGAAGUCGUACUGAAAACUGAAUGUGUAAAUCAUUUUCUAACUCUGGAUUUCUCUUGAAGUUCGUGGAUUUGUUGAGGGAUUUUAAAUAGUGUAUACUAGCCAUUGCCUUGAUCUGAAAUCUGUGUUGGGCUGAAAUUUUGCGUUAGUUCACUUAGAAAAUUAGUGCUCUGGUAGUAUGAUCUUCUCUUGUGCCAAUGCUUUGAUUUAAUUUGAAGUAUCAGAUAUUUUUUGAGGCUUUUAUAUUUGGUUGUUCAUGAAAGAGGUGAUGCCUGCAUUUGUAUGCGAAGAAAUCGGUAGUGUAUUGUGAGACAAGGGGCUGUUAGAGUAAUUUGUGCAUUAAAAUGGGACCUCAUAUAUUUAGAUCCAUUCCAAAAAGGUACCAGUAUCUCAAUAUGGUUGUUAGAUGUAAAACAACAUCUUCCCAAUAUGUUGCAUCAAGAGCUAGAGAUCCAACGUUUGAGAAACUGAUGGAUAGGUACAAAAAUCUUCUAAAAGUGGUUGCUGUCCAAGAUCUUAUCCUUGCUAAUCCGAGGAAUCAAUCGGUAUCUCUAGAAUUCCUCUCGAGGCUUUCCCAGAAGCUCCAUCUCAACCGUGGCGCUGCCUCCUUCCUUCGCAAAUACCCUCAUAUUUUCCACAUAUUCUAUGAUCCAAACAAGACUCAACCAUUUUGCAAAUUAACAGAUACUGCCAUCCAUAUAGUUUGUGAAGAAGCAGAUGCUAUCAAUGCUUCAUUGCCUCUGGUUGUUGAUAGAUUAGUCCGGCUUUUAUCAAUGUCGAAUUCUAAGAUGUUACCACUGCGUGCCAUUUACAAGGUAUGGAGGGAGCUUGGCCUCCCUGACAAUUUUGAGGACUGUGUGAUAUCGAAAAACUCUCAUAUUUUUCAGCUUUGUGAUGCGCAUGAACCAAAUACUCAUUUUUUGAAGCUGGUUGAUGACAUUCCGAGAAAUCAUUUCCGAGCAGCUGUCGAUGAAUGGAGAGUUACUCAGUGUUGUAAAGACGGAUGUACCGUUGACGAGACAGAAAUCAAGUAUAGUUUUAAACAUAGCUAUCCUCCGGGGAUGCGGUUGAGAAAAACUUUCAAGGCCAAGGUUAAGGAAUGGCAAAGGUGUCCAUAUACCGGGCCAUACGAGGGAACACUUGACGGUAACAAGCAUGGGAACACUGCUAUAGCACUAGAAAAACGAACAGUUUCAAUUAUUCACGAAUUCAUGACUUUGACCGUGGAAAAGAUGGUGGAAGUAGAGAAGAUCAGCCAUUUUAGGAAAUGGUUUGGCAUUGAAUUAAAUAUAAGAGAUCUGUUCUUGGAUCAUCCUGGGAUAUUUUAUUUAUCAACCAAGGGAAAGAGACAUACCGUUUUUCUAAGAGAAGCUUAUGAGAGGGGGUGUUUAAUAGAUCCAAAUCCAGUUUAUACUGUAAGGAGAAAACUCCUAGAUUUUGUUGAUAUGGGGCGUCGUGGUUUACCUCCUAGCAGCUUAAGACAGAAGGUAGAUCAAAUUCACAUUGAGGAUGGUGACUUUCCUCUAGAUAACAAAUGAACAAAGGACAAUAUUUAUAGUCUUUCAAUAAGUGUUUCAAAGCUCAAUAAUGACUCUACAAUCGGUGAAAUCAUUGUUGGUCCGAAAUUUGUGAUACAUUGUGUAUCUGAAAACAAAAAGGAGAA
This is a messenger RNA of Cucurbita moschata (crookneck pumpkin), 1848 nucleotides long. Its product is annotated as protein ROOT PRIMORDIUM DEFECTIVE 1. Bases 530 to 1723 code for a protein of 397 amino acids. Gene Ontology annotation, molecular function: RNA binding. The transcript is spliced from 2 exons. The record is from RefSeq and is a predicted model, not a curated record. NCBI's taxonomy places the organism in Eukaryota, Viridiplantae, Streptophyta, Magnoliopsida, Cucurbitales, Cucurbitaceae.